Molecule: messenger RNA, 2110 nt
Organism: Klebsormidium nitens
Lineage: Eukaryota; Viridiplantae; Streptophyta; Klebsormidiophyceae; Klebsormidiales; Klebsormidiaceae
Source: the annotation of a GenBank genome assembly
UAAUAUUGUUGGUACUACCUUCAAGAGCUCCUUUUACGAGCUUGUUGGCGAGCAGGGCAGAUGCCAUUGCAACUUCAACUUCAAGGGAGAGCUCACAUGGCUUUUCAGGUCCCUUGGAUAUUUGAAUGAUGCAGUUGAGGAGCCGGUUCGCCCUUACCUUCGAUUGCUGCAGCUCCACUUUGGAAGGAGAAAGUUGCAGGAGAUGCUUCUUGGUGCUCGGUUAGCACCUGGGCAAGCUUUGCUGACCACAUCCUGGGAAAGAAUCUGCUGGACGUUGUUUCAGCUUUCGAGGUUCGUCUUCACAAAGUGUACACGCUUGUAAAGCAAGACCAGUGAGUCGGUGGUAGGCCUGUGUAACUCCAUUCUUAGAAUCUGGGGACAUCUGGAGAUUGACAAGGUAUCCACAACAGAAUGGAGACGCCACCAACAGCUCCGGGGGGAGAGCAGUCUCAGGGAGAGCACCGAGAGCCUCUGCCACAGAACGGGCCGAACACGCUCAUCUUCCAAAACACGUCGUCCCGGAUGUCGAUCCCCCUGGCUCUCCUGCGCCUAUCCAAAAGUCCAUACCCACCCAUCGAAGAAAACGAAGGCAGCGACGGCAGUCAGGACGAGCUGCAGGCAUACUGCUUAGAAUCAAAGCCAGCAGAUUCCGCGCCCUCGCACAGCAGAAGCAGGAUUCUACCCCCACCCUCUCAAACCUUGGAACAACCUCCGCCGUCCAACAAUCCCCGCGAAACGCUGGGAGAAGUGCAAUCAGUCUUGAGUGACUCCAGACGCUAUGAAGCGCUCCUGCACGUGCUGGAGCUUUUGCCAGUGGACUUCCGUCUGGCGGUGGUGCCGUUGGUGUGCAAGGAGUGGCGGGACGCCGCGUUUGACCCCGCGUGCUGGAGCCAUGUGGAGGUGGGCGAGGUGCGCUUCCGGGAGGGAAUAUUGGAGGCGGCCAGGGAGAUCUUUUGGGAGGCCGGCCCGCGCCAGAUCCAGGGCCUCGUCAAGAAGCUCGUCGAGAAGAGCGCGGGCCAAAUGCAGUCCUUCCGCGCGACCGUCCCAACCACCGACACGCUCCUCCUCCUCGCGGCUGGUUGCCCGAACCUCCGAACCCUUCUCGUGCCCCGGAGCUUUCGCGCGGUCACCAACGACUCUCUCGCCGCGCUCGCGCGGGCCUGCCCCCGGCUGACGGAACUUGACAUCAGCGGCUGUCUGAAGGUGACGGAGGUCGGGGUAAUACAGGUGGCGACCUUCUGCCAGGGCCUGCAGAGGCUGAGCGUCGCCGGGAACUUCCAGUUUUCCAACUGGGCCCUCGCGUCGGUUGCGAUGAACUGCCGCGGGUUGCGGAGCCUCGACGUGUCGGGGUGUCAGCGCGUGCGGGAUGACGGGCUCGAGAUUCUUGCGGCGAAGUGCAAGGCGCUGGUUGCGCUCGAAGUGGGGGGGUGCCGGGAGAUCACCGAUCGCGGAGUUUGCGAACUCGCGCGGAGCUGUGUCAACCUGGAGAACCUCGGGUUGGGCGCGUGUAAGCUGCUGACGGACGCUUCCGUGACGGCAAUCGCCGUCAAUUGCCCCCGGUUGAGCGUGUUCAAUCUGAGCAACGUCGACAGUGUUACUGAUAGGGGGAUCGUGACUUUGGCUGCGCACGCGGCGCAGCUGACGGACAUUAACGUAGGUGGGUGCUUCCGGAUUACGGACCAAGCAGUCUCUGCGAUUUUGGGGGGGUGUCCGAAGCUGAGCAGGAUCAGCGUGCGGGGCUGUACGAAGCUGAGCGACGCUUCGCUUACGGCCAUUGCUCGCCGGGAGUUGUAUUAUUUGGACGUAAGGGGGUGUAGAGGCAUGAGCGAUGGGCUCAUUCGUCAGGUGAUGCAGGAGCGAAACAACCAAAAGCGCAGGCUGGUGAGCUCGUAUGGACUGUAAGAUAGGAUCUUGAUCAGAACAAUCCUGCACGCAUCCGCUUCUGCAAGAAUCACGGAGACAUGUACCAUAAAGCUUAGGCAAGUGCACAAGUAGUUAUGCACAGCACGCGCAUCAUUGCUCAGCGGAUAGUUGUAGAUAAGCAAGACUCCUGUCAAUGUUGGUUAUCUUCGAAUAAUUACUUGUCGAGUAUCAGCCAACCUUCAAGUUC